Molecule: messenger RNA, 7412 nt
Organism: Leopardus geoffroyi (Geoffroy's cat)
Lineage: Eukaryota; Metazoa; Chordata; Mammalia; Carnivora; Felidae
Gene: JADE2
Product: jade family PHD finger 2
Exons: 13
Coding region: 998-3481 (827 amino acids)
Biological process (GO): regulation of transcription by RNA polymerase II
Cellular component (GO): histone acetyltransferase complex
Source: RefSeq, a predicted model, not a curated record
GGCGCCGCCCGGGUCUGGGGCUCGAAGGGGGCGGGGUGUGAGCAGAAAGUGUGAGAGAGUGGAGGGGCGGGGUAUGUGUGUGAGUGUGUGAAGUGUGAGCAGACCUGAUGGGACUUGCACGGGCGCAGCCGCCGCUCGGGCCCGGCCCUGGGGACAGGGCGGGCUGGGGGCGCCCCAGAGCCCAUGGGGAGUCUGGGCCCGAGGUGCAGGCAGACGGGCAGCCGGGUAGAGCACCCUCCCCGCCCCCGAGGCCUGCAACCCUACCUGGACCCGCUGCCGGAGCCAAACAACCGGGCGGGGGGUGGGGCGGGCGACGGUGGGGGGGUGUCAGGAGUGGAGAUCCGAGUGAAUAAGAAAAAAGUGGCUACUCCCCCUCCCUCGCUCCUCCCGCCCGCCCCCACCCCACCCCCACCCCAACACAUUUUUUUUCUAAAGAGAUCACAAGGAAGUCUUGGUUUAAAAAGAAACAGAAACAUACACAGGGGGAUUGGUGAAUGGUGCCGACCGCGGCCAUCGCAGUUGGAGGCUAUUUUUUUGGGAGGGGGGUGAGUAGCGUCCAUGGAGUUACUUUGUGCCCAUUCCUAGCGACAAGGGCUUACGUCCAGCGGGCUGACCGUCCCCAGCAGGGGUGCGGGGCCGGGGACGCCGAGGGCCCGGCAGCCUCCCUCGCCGCGACCCCGGAUGGAUGCGCGCCCCCCGCCCGUCCGCGCCGGCCCCAGGAGCUCCGGGUUUCGGGAGCAUCCUUCCAGCGCCGGCCCCCGCCGCGGCGCGUAGUCCAGGGCAGCGCCCCUCAGAAGGGCACCGCGGAGGAAGGCUAGGCCAGAGAGCCAGCUCCCUUCUCUGAAGAAGGGACGAGAAGGACCCUGCAGUUGCCAAUGGGCAGCCAUCUGUGGGAGCAAGUGGACUGAGCAUUGCCCUCUGAGGUGGAGGGUAGGGUGAGAAGGUGCCGAAGGACAAAGUAGACAAAGCCCCUUUUCAUUCUUCCAGGAUCCCCUAGAUGGAAGAGAAGAGGCGAAAAUACUCCAUCAGCAGCGACAACUCUGACACCACUGACAGUCACGCUACAUCUGCAUCAAGAUGCUCCAAACUGCCCAGCAGCACCAAGUCGGGCUGGCCCCGGCAGAACGAAAAGAAACCCUCCGAGGUGUUCCGGACAGACUUGAUCACAGCCAUGAAGAUUCCAGAUUCCUGCCAGCUCAGCCCGGAUGACUACUACAUCCUGGCCGACCCAUGGCGACAAGAAUGGGAGAAGGGCGUGCAGGUGCCGGCUGGAGCAGAGGCCAUUCCAGAGCCUGUGGUGAGGAUUCUCCCGCCGCUGGAAGGCCCCCCUACCCAGGUGUCCCCUAGCAGCUCUGAACUUGGUGAGGGCUCCCAGCCUGAUUGGCCUGGGGGCAGCCGCUAUGACCUGGACGAGAUUGAUGCCUAUUGGCUGGAGCUUAUCAACUCGGAGCUCAAGGAGAUGGAGAGGCCAGAGCUGGAUGAGCUGACGCUAGAGCGUGUGCUGGAGGAGUUGGAAACCCAGUGCCACCAGAAUAUGGCACGGGCCAUUGAGACACAGGAGGGGUUGGGCAUUGAGUAUGAUGAGGACGUCGUCUGUGAUGUGUGCCGUUCUCCCGAGGGCGAAGAUGGCAACGAGAUGGUCUUCUGUGACAAAUGCAAUGUCUGUGUGCACCAGGCAUGCUACGGGAUCCUCAAGGUGCCCACGGGCAGCUGGCUGUGCCGGACAUGUGCCCUGGGUGUCCAGCCAAAGUGCCUGCUCUGCCCCAAGCGAGGAGGAGCCUUGAAGCCCACCAGGAGCGGGACCAAGUGGGUGCACGUCAGCUGCGCUCUGUGGAUUCCUGAGGUCAGCAUCGGGUGCCCUGAGAAGAUGGAGCCCAUCACCAAGAUCUCACAUAUCCCAGCCAGUCGCUGGGCUCUGUCGUGCAGCCUUUGCAAGGAGUGCACAGGCACCUGCAUCCAGUGCUCCAUGCCUUCCUGUGUCACAGCAUUUCACGUCACAUGCGCCUUUGACCAUGGCCUGGAAAUGCGGACUAUAUUAGCGGACAAUGACGAGGUCAAGUUCAAGUCAUUCUGCCAGGAGCACAGUGACGGGGGCCCUCGGGGUGAGCCCACUUCUGAUCCCGUGGAGCCCAGCUCAGCUGGUGAGGACCUGGAGAAGGUGACCCUACGCAAACAGCGGCUGCAGCAGCUAGAGGAAGACUUCUACGAGCUGGUGGAGCCCGCUGAGGUGGCUGAGCGGCUGGAGCUAGCUGAGGCGCUGGUUGACUUUAUCUACCAGUACUGGAAACUGAAGAGGAAAGCCAACGCCAAUCAGCCACUGCUGACCCCCAAGACUGACGAGGUGGACAACCUGGCCCAGCAGGAGCAGGACGUCCUAUACCGCCGCCUGAAGCUCUUCACACACCUGCGGCAGGACUUGGAGAGGGUUAGAAAUCUGUGCUACAUGGUAACAAGGCGUGAGAGAACAAAACACGCCAUCUGCAAACUCCAGGAACAGAUAUUCCACCUGCAGAUGAAACUGAUUGAACAGGACCUGUGUCGAGAGGGGUCUGGGAAGAGAGCAAAGGGCAAGAAGAGCGACUCGAAAAGGAAAGGCCGUGAGGGCCCGAAGGGCAGCCCCGAGAAGAAAGAGAAAGUGAAGGCGGGGCCCGACUCAGUCCUGGGGCAGCUGGGCCUGUCCACCUCAUUCCCCAUCGAUGGCACCUUCUUCAACAGCUGGCUGGCACAGUCAGUGCAGAUCACAGCAGAGAACAUGGCCAUGAGUGAGUGGUCACUAAACAAUGGGCACCGUGAAGACCCCGCCCCGGGGCUACUGUCAGAGGAGCUGCUGCAAGACGAGGAGACACUGCUGAGCUUCAUGCGGGACCCCUCACUGCGACCUGGGGACCCUGCCAGGAAGGCCCGUGGCCGCACCCGCCUGCCUGCCAAGAAGAAACCGCCGCAGGACGGGCCUGGCUCACGGACGACUCCGGACAAAUCCCCCAAGAAGCCCUGGGGCCAGGAUGCAGCCAGCGGCAAGGGUGGGCAGGGCCUAGUGGCCCGGAAACCAACGCGGCGAACGCCUUCCCACCUGCCGUCUAGUCCCACAGCUGGGGACUGUCCCAUCCCAGCGGCCCCCGACAGCCCCCCUCCUCUGGCCCCCGAGACUCUGGACGAGGCAGCCCCAAUGGCUGCCGACUCGAAUGUCCAAGUGCCUGGCCCUACAGUGAGCCCCAAGCCCUUGGGCCGGCUCCGGCUGCCCCGAGAAAACAAGGGAACCCGGAGAUCGCCAGGUACCAGGCCUGAUGCUGGGACAGGACCGCCCUCUGCUGUGGCCGAGAGGCCCAAGGUCAGCCUACACUUUGACACUGAGACUGACGGCUACUUCUCUGAUGGAGAGAUGAGCGACUCAGAUGUGGAAGCUGAGGACAGUGGGGUGCAGCGGGCUCCCCGGGAAGCAGGGGCUGAGGAGGUGGUCCGCAUGGGGGUACUGGCCUCCUAAGUCACCCCCACCCUGUCCCAGGCCCUGCCCUGGUCCUCCCAUGAGGCCUCAGCCCAGUCACAACUGCCAUUUCCAAUCUCUGCUGAGUGUCUCAGAUCCUUGAGACUGCCACUCUGUUGUGGUUUUAUUUUUAAUAUAGAGAGAGUUUUGAAUUCCACACUGUUGUCUUUCCUCUGUGCUGGCCUAGGACGUUAGAAUUCCUUCCACGGCUCUGGCCGCAGGGGCUCUAGCAGGUCCUGUGCCCCAUCCCCGCCGCGGCAGCACCCCGCCCCGGCCCACGCGGCAUUGCUGGGCUCCUGGCUAGAUGUAGGCGAGGCGAAGAAGAGCUCAGGACUCCAGCCCGCUGCCACUGGGUGACACAGACCGUCGUUUGGGCAUUAUUUCAUGGCAGAUGGGCCAGCCCAGGGCCUUCCCCGCCUUGCCCCCAAAUUCCACUGGGGUCCAUUUGGGGGGUCCUGCUGCACUCCACUGAUCCCCAAGGAAGUAUAAUAAGUGAUCCCCAGCCAGAGUCUACUCACUGUCACAAGCACAACGAGCUUAUAUAAGAAAGCACUGAGGGGGCGCAGAGGGCCCGCUGGUUCCAGAGGAACCACCGCUGUUCCUGAUCAACCCACAUCAUCUGAGGCCUGCCCGCCCACCCCGCGACCCUCCACUCCCUUGCUGCUCCACCCCUGCCAGUGCCCAGCCCGGCGGCUCUGAGAAGGGGUUCCUAGAAUCCUUCCUGAGCUGUGCCAUUUACUCAGGGGACUCCCAAACAGCCAGCCAGCCGCCAGUGCCGGUGGAGGGCUGCAAGGGAGGGCCAGUGCCCAGACAGGGGCGUGGGGCUCAGACUCCCCUCACUUAGAGAAUUGCUCUGGGGCUCCAACUUCCUUCCUUCCUUUGGGGCCAGUCUCGGCUGACGUCUGGUCACUCCCAGACAGCUGACCUGACCAGACCAGACCGUUUGCCUUUUCAAAUUUUCCAAUCCUGCUAUGAGAUGAGCUUCUUCCUCGGUUUCCUUUUGGAAACUCCUCCUUCCAACAAGCAAGUGGGAUCCCGGGGCCCGGGGCAGGCCGUGUUGGCCUGCUGUGGCUGUUUCAAGUCUUGCUGGAUGUUCCUGGUUCCUCUGUCCCUGUGAGCCGUUACCCCCUUCCCUGGUUCUGCCCUCCCUACCCACCACCACCCACCCACCUUUUCUGUCCCAUCCCCUAGGUCCCAGGUAGUUGCUCUGAAGAGUGUCAGUGGAGUGGCCCCAGGGUGAUAGCUCAGGGAACAAACAAUAAAAGGAAUUCAGUGAAAACAUGGUUUUUUUUGUUUUAUGAAUUACUCCUGGGUCACUUCCACCACUGGUGAAGCCAGAACUUCUCCGACAAGAAAUCUUGCAUAAGUCCAGUGAAUCAGUCGAAUCAUUCUGUGGAUGCCAAAGAAUAUUUUGACCAUAAUACAGCACAGCCUGGACCUGACAACUUGUCGCUUGGACUUUUUUUUUUUUUUUUUUAACGGAGUUCUUUAGCAACAAAGUGUAGAGAGACAUGUUCAUUGUACACACCCAAGGAGAGGAGCCCAGGCUCUUAGAAGAAGAUGUUGUUCUGCUGCUGAACCAUUGGAAUUGGGACGCGGGAACCAGGUGUUGGGAUUCCGGUCCUGGGCUGGGCCCACUGUGAGCUUUCCUAAACUCUGAGACUCACAGAGGGGAAGAACAGUGACAGCAAAACCAGCAUGGCAAAGGUCUUCACCAUGUGGUUCUCCCCACACAAACACUCAACAUGCAAAUCGGCGGGAUGGGCAGCAGCUUGACCACCCACCCCUGACUCCAGAACUUCCAAGGUACGACAGUGGCAUUGUUAUCGACGCACGGUUUCAUGUGAAUUUUAGCAAAACGGGAAACAAAGCUAGGACUCCGUUCAGAAGAUCAGGCAAAUGUGUCCAGUUGGAGUGGACUCGGGGCGGGCUUCAAGGAUUCUGGGCAUUGGAAUGGCACAAGCUACCAUGUGGAAUUUAGUCUGCCUGCCGUCUUGGUAGUAACGGCCAGUGCAGUGUCCGCACCAGCGGCCCAUCCCCGUUCUCUGUUUACUGCCUUUGAAUAGUCCUCCUUCCUUCCCCGUGCUUUGGGUCACAAUCUUGUCUGUGCCAGAUUGCCCAGUCUGACCUCACAGGGAACCAAGUGAGGAGCUUAAAGAACAACCAAACUCUGCCAGGGGGAGAGGUGGGGUCCCAGGAAUGGCUCCUGCCCAGUAGACUCCACGCUUGUCCCCCUCCCACCGCCUCAUGCAUAUGGAGGCGAAGUCUGGGCUCCCUGGGGGCAGAGGCUAGGGCAGGAGGGCAGGAGAGAAGGCGGAAGGGAAUAUACUGCAGCGUGUCUGGCUGGGGUUAGGAAGGGCAGCCAGCACCCUUCAGGGGUACUCCACCCAAGUUGGCCUCUGGAUUCCCUUCUGUGUUGGCUCUUGCUUUGGACUGGACUAUCCCUGGGGCUGUGUCCUGCGCAGGGCUCAGGGAUCUGUUAGGCUAGCUGGUGGGGGAGGUGGGAGAACCUUAACUCCCAGACCUGGCCCUAGAGCUGUUCUUGCCCCGCAGCUGUCCACCUCUGGGAUGUCCAGCAAGACCACACAGAGGACAAGGAUACUGGUUCCCGCCAUUAGCCACAGCCCUUUUCACUCUUUUUCCCAUCUCCUGUCCACAGUUAGACAGCUUUGCCAACCCUGGGGUUGAGGCGGGAAGCAGGGAAUGAGACAGAAGUCCUUUUGCAGGCCAGAGGCUGAGGCAGAUCUUUUGCUUGAGCACCUCUGCCCACCAUACUCACUGGCCCUCUCCCAGGAGGGAGAAGCUCCUAUUACUCCUGGCUGCCAUCCACCCUUCUCCUGGUCCUGGCUGCACAGUCCUCCUCAUCACAGCCAGGAAGGAUGAGGUGCAAGGAAAGUAUUUUUAUGGAUCACAAAUGUAUUUUAAAGUCAAUAAGGAGAAGAAAGGUAGAAGGGUUUAUUUUGUUAAAUGAGCUCUGACUUUGUGACAGUGUAUGAGCAUUUGCUAUGUCAGGGUCUUGGUUUCCUUAGAGAAGCCACCCGGGUUUCCGGACGUGGGUGCCAGUCUGUAGGUAUGCAUGUGCCAGGGCACGUCUCGUGUGUCCAUGUACGUGCAUGUCUGCGUGUUGCGUUUGGGCAUAUCGUGGGACCUGCUGGGGCAAUUUCUAGAGCAUCGAUUGCCCGAUGAUACUAACAGACAUUGGCAGCAGCUGAACUUGGCAUUUCCUUGCUCACUGCCAGAUGUGGCCAACCUCUGGCCAUGCCUGAAGCUCUGCAGAAUGGUCUGGAUGCCUGUACCAAGGCCCUUAGGGAGGCCACUUCCCAUGCCCCUGGCCCAGCUGGCCACAUUGGCCAAAGAGCCAGGGCUGGAGUCUGGGACUUUUGGUUGUUCUUUAAGGCACUUCCUGCCACCUUGUCCCUCAGAUGCACAACACUCUGUGCUCCACAAACGGCUCGGGGUGGGGGGAUGAUAUGAAUGUCACAGGAGGAGACACCUUCUGUCCUUGUUUCAAAGAAAGUGAUGUGCCAUUUGUUAAUAUACAAGAGAAAUAUUGAAAAUAUAUUGAAAAGAGCAAUUUUAAAUUAUUUUUGGCUUAUGUUGCAAUAUUUAUUUUCUUGUAUUAGAAAAGAUUCCUUUGUAGAGAAAAAAUGUAUUUUUCAUUAACGCAAAGACCUAUUUCUCCUUUUUGUACAUUGUCCAUGUUCGCUACCCUUAACGAGCAAUAGAAUGUAUGGCCGCUUUGCCGUGGCCAGUGCCCGCCAUGCCCUGCAUGAUUCUGUGUUGCCGCUGCUGCGUAGCUCCUAGUCCCAUCCUGUCCCACUCACUCAUGAGGGUUUCCAGACCCUGGCCCCGACCAGGGCCUGUGUCUCAAGGAGCCCUUUGCACUCCUCGUGUGUUGGCAAACGCAGUUAAUAAAGCAAUGUUUUCUGUG